UCACCCGGAUGCUGUUUGGGGGUCAGUAGACAGGAUAGAGUGAGGAGAAAAGGGGGCAUCCGGGAGUGCAGGACGAGCUGCCCGCGGCAGGAGAGAGAAGGGAGGAGAGAGGUGAGGCCCUGGAAGGGGUGGGGACCGCUGGGCUGGCCCAGGCGGGACCGUGCACCCUGUGUGCGCGCGGCGUUGAAAUGCCCUGCACGUCGGGGCAGCGGGACAGAGCUCAGGGCGCCCAGGGAGUCUGCGAGUGCCUCGCUCCUCCUGCCGCAACCAUGACAGAGAACUCCGACAAAGUUCCCAUUGCCCUGGUGGGACCUGAUGACGUGGAAUUCUGCAGCCCCCCGGCGUACGCUACGGUGACGGUGAAGCCUUCCAGCCCCGCGCGGCUGCUCAAGGUGGGAGCUGUGGUCCUCAUUUCAGGGGCGGUGCUGCUGCUCUUCGGGGCCAUCGGGGCCUUCUACUUCUGGAAGGGGAGCGACAGUCACAUUUACAAUGUCCAUUACACCAUGAGUAUCAAUGGGAAAUUACAAGAUGGGUCAAUGGAAAUAGAUGCUGGGAACAACUUGGAGACCUUUAAAAUGGGAAGUGGAGCUGAAGAAGCAAUUGAAGUUAAUGAUUUCCAGAAUGGCAUCACAGGAAUUCGUUUUGCUGGAGGAGAGAAGUGCUACAUUAAAGCGCAAGUGAAGGCUCGUAUUCCUGAGGUGGGCGCCGUGACCAAACAGAGCAUCUCCUCCGAACUGGAAGGCAAGAUCAUGCCAGUCAAAUAUGAAGACAAUUCUCUUAUCUGGGUGGCUGUAGAUCAGCCUGUGAAGGACAACAGCUUCUUGAGUUCUAAGGUCUUAGAACUCUGCGGCGACCUUCCUAUUUUCUGGCUUAAACCAACCUAUCCAAAAGAAAUCCAGAGGGAAAGAAGAGAAGUGGUAAGAAAAAUUGUUCCAACUACCACUAAAAGACCACGCAAUGGACCACAGGGCAACCCAGGCGCUGGAAGACUGAACAAUGAAACCAGACCCAGCAUUCAAGAGGACUCACAAGCCUUCAAUCCCGAUAAUCCUUAUCACCAGGAAGGGGAAAGCAUGACAUUCGACCCUAGACUGGAUCACGAAGGAAUCUGUUGUAUAGAAUGUAGGCGGAGCUACACCCACUGCCAGAAGAUCUGUGAACCCCUGGGGGGCUAUUACCCAUGGCCUUAUAAUUAUCAAGGUUGCCGUUCGGCCUGCAGAGUCAUCAUGCCUUGUAGCUGGUGGGUGGCCCGCAUCUUGGGCAUGGUGUGAAAUCACUUCAUGUAUCAUGUGCUGUAAAAUAAGAACUAGCUGAAGAGACAACCAAAGAAGCAUAAGGCAUGCUGAUGCUGAUGGGACCACAAAAUAUUUUUACACUCUGAGCGGUUCUUCUUGACACUCUUAACAGAAUUUUUUUCCAGAACUUUAGUAUGUGCAAAUGUACUGAAAGGGUAGUUCAAGUCUAAAAUGCCAUAACCCCUUUAUUAUUUGUCAUUUUUUGCUUUGCUUUGCCAUGAGUCUUCCCUUGCUUAUAUCUUCCAAAGCUAUUUUGAAAUAAACAUGAAAAUUUACAAUUUG
Molecule: messenger RNA, 1577 nt
Organism: Macaca mulatta (Rhesus monkey)
Lineage: Eukaryota; Metazoa; Chordata; Mammalia; Primates; Cercopithecidae
Gene: CNMD
Product: chondromodulin
Biological process (GO): negative regulation of endothelial cell proliferation; negative regulation of angiogenesis
Source: RefSeq, a predicted model, not a curated record